GGACUAACACAGAGAAAACACGACCCACAAUGCUGUUUUAAGCCAGCAGCUCUUCGACCUGGAGGAAAGACAGGGCCUUGGCUCCAGUCAAGGACCAGAGCACCGCCUCUUCCCUAGCCACCCUAAGGGUUGUGACCAAGCUAGGAUUACAUCCAUCAAAGACAGAUCUAUUCCUAUGCUUCCAUAUGGUCCAAACACCUAGGAUUACUAGAGAAUUGAAACCCUUCCUCAGAAGAUCAGAUGUUCGAGAGCUGCUAGUCUUCCACCAUGACUUGAAGGAAUCCUCGUGAGCUGGACACAGCUCCUGCUGUCCCACUGAACUAAGGAAAUCAAACCAAAACUGCUUGGCAAAAACACAUUUGACCAACAAGUGAUUUAUAGUUUCAGCCUCUUGGUCGCACAAGGGGCAGUGCUCUGGCCGGUCUAGCCCUCUUUUUCUAAGCCUGUCAGCUGUCCAGCACCUAUUAUGCUCCACAAGCCAAAUAAAGAACUUGCACUUCCUAGGAGCCCAAGAUUUCCACACUCGUUCUGCUGGUUCAAACUGAACUGAACCAUGGAAGAGAGCUUUAUAAGCAGAAUUAGCUGUAUAAUCUCCUGAAGCACUGAAUUUCCAUAUUUGUCGAUCCCUUACUCCAUGCUGAAGAACAACUGCCUCAAGCAUUUCACAAAGUUCUAGGAAUUCAGCAAUGAUUCUGAGUGAAAUUGCCCCUUUUAUAUCGGAGAUCCAAUGGAGAUUAGGGAGAGCAUCUUUGACCAACCGUUUGUUGGCAAGACGCAUGGGCACCAUGUCAAACAUUGCAGGAGCUAUGUCCCUAAUACAUCUCCCAUCCAACCAUCUGUCCUUCCAAAAAAGGGUAUUGGCUCCAUCACUGAGCUUAGUAGUAACGACUACAACAAUCAGAUUUUGUACCACCUUACAGACGUGUGGGGAAGUCCGUCCAAGGCCUACUGGGAUCUGUUUUCUGCAGCCAUGGCCAACGAGCCCCCAAAACCCAACCGAGGUUCUUUAAAUCACUAAUCCCAAGACCAGUAGACCACCCAGCUCCUUGGGACGGGUAACCUUAGGCCAAGCCAGGAGGCAAUGACCACCACAGAACUCUUUCCUGUCCCUCCAGAGGAAGCCCUUCCUCUGUUUAUCAAUUGCUUUGAUGGCCCAGACAGGAAGGUCAAGUGCCAAAGCUGCAUAAAUCAUCUUUGCCGUCAUGACGAACUGCACAUGAAUAGCUCUACCAGCCUUGGUCAUGAGCUCAGCUUUCCAUCCUGGCAGAAGGCUGGCCACCCUAUCAACAACGGCCUAGACCUGGUCCCUUGUGAGUUUCUUGGGAGACAAAGGCAAACCGAGGUACUUACAGGGAAAAUCUGAAAUAUUACAUGGCAGCAAGUCAUGUAAGCAAUUCACCUCUUACCCACAACAGAUAGGGAACCCACUACUCUUCUGGAUAUUAGUCCUUAGACCUGAAGCUGAACCAAAAAGAUGAAGAAUAUACAUAACCACACUAAUGUCCGAGGCAGUAGGGCUUAGAAAUAACACUGCGUCAUCUGCGUACAGCGAGAUAUAGUGCUGCAUAUUCCUUGUAGAGAGAGGUUGAAGAAGCCCUUCCUCAGAGGCUCGCUGCACGAGCUGAUUCAAGACAUCCAUUACAAGAAUAAACAACAUAGGUGAUAGAGGAUCACUCUGCCUCAGACCUCGUUGAUGCCCAAUACAUUCCCCGGGUAGACCAUUCAGUAAAAUCUUGGUAGAAGAGGUAGCUAACAGCCUGCUUAUUAUAUCACACCAGAUCUGUCCAAAACCAAGUUUUUUCAAGACCUCGAUAAGGAAGGCCCACGAUACCGAGUCGAAAGCCUUUGAAAUGUCUAGCUUGAGAAGGAUACGAGCCUGCUUCUAACAAUGUAAGAAUCUGGUUGUCCACUGGACUAGCAUGAAGUUGUCAAGAAUAAAUCGUUUCGAUCAAAUCUAUCGAUAAGCUACGACAGGGGUUUCUUUGGAAAGGAAGGAAAGAAGUGAAUGGGAGCAGCUAUUUAGUGUCAUGGGACAAAGUUACUAGGCCGCUAACAUUUGGAGGCCUGGGUAUCCCAAACCUGCAAUAUAUGAGUUGGUCGCUACAAACGAAAUGGUUAUGGCUGCAGAAAAUAGACCCGAAUAGGCUUUGGAGUGGACUGGAUCUUCCCAUCCAACCUCAGGUUCAACAGCUAUUUGCUAGCUCGGUUGUCUCCUUUGUGGGAAACGGAAACAACAUGCUGUUCUUGUCUGAUAGAUGGCUGAAUGGCUGCUGUAUUCAGGACAUUGCUCCUGAGGUGGCUGCUAAAGUUGAUAAGAAGACCCUUUCCUCUAGAACAGUGGCACAAGGUCUUGACAACAGAUUGUGGGUGAGGGCAAUUAUUUCCCCCUUUCUUUACUAGGGAUGCAACAAUACCUUCUUCUCUGUGAUUCUUUGGGAGAGGUUGUGUUGACCCAGGAUGAUGAGCGGCAUGUGUGGAAAUACGAGACUUCUAGUCGGUUUUCAUCUAAAUCCUGCUACAAGGAUCCAUCCCUUUUGAGCCAUGGAAGAGGCUAUGGAAAAGUCGGGCCCCUCCUAAAUGUAAGACCUUUCUAUGGCGGCUAUGAGGAAUAAAUGUUGGACAUCUGAUACUUUGGCAAAAAGAGGCCUCCCACAUCCGGAAGCAUGCCCUCUUUGUGACCAGGAGCAAGAAACAGUUCAACAUCUCUUGACUACGUGUGUCUUUGCUCGGCAAUUUUGGUACAACCACCUAUCUCCUUUCGGUCUUGGUCACCUCUCCCCUGGGGUAAAGGAUAUCGCUUUUGCUGACCGGUGGAAAAGAGUUUGCAACCGAAUGCAUAAAGACAAGAAGAAAGGCUUUAAUAGUGCCAUUAUUCUAGGUGCUUGGUGUUUAUGGCUGCAACGUAACCGGGUGGUUUUUGAGGGUGAUUCUCCCUCCAUCGGCAAGGUGCAGAGAAGUUUCUUAGAUGAGUUGGCGUGCUGGGUGCUAGCUGGAGCCAAACAUAUUGGAAGCUUGCGCUUAGUCGUAGUCCUCAGUGUGGUCGGAGAAAAUUAUGUAAUGUAAUGAUCAUGUAAUAGUUUCUAAGUGUGUGUGUUCCUUUGGGGAGUCCUGCAUAGCAGGGGUUUACCCCUUCUUGUAAGACCUCUCUUUUGUCUCUCUCAUUUCCUAAAAUGAUGAUCUCAUUAUUAACUAUUCUUGCAAAACCACUCCACAGAACCGCCGUUAACCAUUGGUCGUUCAGGAGGCGUAUUCUCAAAGGACCCAUAUCUACAGCUGUGUUAAUGGGGGCGUGGUUUGGUAAUACACCAAUUUGGCCACUAUUAGUAGAUAAAAUGAUUUCUUUCACUUCACAAUCCCAAAUAAUUCGUUUAGGAGUCAGUACAUAAAGAUUUAAUUUCAUUUCUUCAAUUUGCUCUCCUCUUCUAAGUUUAUAGCUUUCGUGCUAGCUUCAUCGAUGUUCCCCACUAAAUAAAAAGCCUGUUCGGGUAGGCCGUCUAAUUCUCCGGAAAGGAUUAGUUGAAAUCCCCUAAUUGUUUCUGCAAGACCAACAUACUUUCCUGGAGAACCGGUAAAAACUUCUGCCACAAAGAACGGUUGUGAUAAGAACCGCUCGAUUUUUCGUGCUCUUGCUACAGUUAAACGAUCCUCCUCCGAUAAUUCAUCCAAUCCAAGAAUUGCGAUAAUGUCCUGAAGUUCUUUGUAACGUUGUAAAGUUUCCUUAACUCUUUGCGCAGUUUCAUAAUGUUCGUUGCCAACAAUCCGAGGCUGUAACAUAGUUGAGGUUGAAUCUAAAGGAUCCACUGCGGGAUAAAUACCCUUGGAAGCUAAUCCUCUGGAAAGUACGGUAGUAGCGUCCAAAUGUGCAAAUGUUGUGGCAGGAGCAGGGUCGGUCAAAUCGUCUGCAGGUACAUAAACUGCUUGGAUCGAAGUUAUAGAUCCCUUUUUGGUAGAAGUAAUUCUUUCUUGCAAAGAACCCAUUUCUGUACUAAGGGUAGGUUGAUAACCCACUGCGGAAGGCAUUCUGCCUAAUAAGGCGGAUACUUCCGAUCCUGCUUGAACAAAACGAAAGAUAUUAUCGAUGAAUAAAAGCACGUCUUGCUUAUUAACAUCUCGGAAAUAUUCUGCCAUAGUUAGGGCAGUUAAACCAACUCUCAUACGAGCUCCCGGCGGUUCAUUCAUUUGGCCAUAGACUAGAGCUACCUUUGAUUCCUCAAUAUUUUUUUCAUUAAUUACUCCGGAUUCCUUCAUUUCCAUAUAAAGAUCAUUUCCUUCACGAGUCCGUUCCCCUACUCCGCCAAAUACGGAUACGCCUCCAUGAGCUUUAGCAAUGUUAUUGAUUAAUUCCAUGAUGAGUACUGUUUUACCUACUCCUGCCCCCCCAAACAGUCCGAUUUUUCCUCCACGUCGAUAGGGAGCUAAAAGAUCGACCACCUUAAUACCUGUUUCAAAGAUAGAUAAUUUCGUAUCUAACUCGAUAAAGGCAGGCGCAGAUCUAUGAAUAGGAAAUGUUGCACUAGUAUCCACAGGACCCAAAUUGUCAAUAGGCUCCCCAAGAACGUUAAAAAUUCGUCCGAGAGUAGCUCCACCGACUGGAACACUGAGAGGAGUUCCCGUGUCAAUCACUUCCAUUCCUCUCAUCAACCCCUCUGUAGCACUCAUAGCCACAGCUCUAACUCGAUUAUUUCCUAAUAAUUGUUGUACCUCACAAGUCACAUUAAUUUGCUUAUCGGCAGUGUCUCGACUCUUGACUAUCAAAGCAUUAUAAAUAUAAGGCAACUUGCCCGGGGGAAAAGUGAUAUCCAGCACGGGUCCAAUAAUUUGAUCAAUACGCCCUACGCUUUUUUCUUCAAUUGUGGAAAUCCCGGGACGCGAAGUAGUAGGAUUGGUUCUCAUAAUUAUCACAUAAUUUUCAAAAAAAAAGGAAUUUGUCGAAAUUUUUUUUCUUGUUGAAUAAUGCCAAAUCAAAAAAAAUAUCCAAAAAUCCAAAAGUCAAAAGGAAAUGAAUUAGUUAAUUCAAUAAAAAAGAAAAGGGGACUCGCACUUGAUUUCGUUGCCCAAGCGAAUCCCAUUCAAUCGUUUACUUAUGGAAUGAAUCCGUUGGAAAGUUCAAUCCAUUUUUUCAUAUAAAUUUCGCCUUUUGUGAAGGAUCUGUGCCUACUCUACUUUCCUAUCUAGGACUUCGAUAUACAAAAUAUAUACUACUGUGAAGCAUAGAUUGCUGUCAACAGAGAAUUUUCUUAGUAUUUAGGUAUUUAGAUUCAAAAUAUCAAAGGGGAAGAACUUUAAAAAUUGUAAAAUAAAGAUUAGGGUUUGGGUUGCGCUAUAUCUAUCAAAGAGUAUACAAUAAUGAUGGAUUUGGUGAAUCAAAUCCACGGUUUAAUAACGAACCGUGUUAACUUACCAUAACAACAACUCAAUUCCUAUCGAAUUCCUUCCUAUCGAAUUCCUAUAGUAAAAUUCCUAUAGGAUAGAACGUACACAGGGUGUACACAUUAUAUAUGAAUGAAACAUAUUCAUUAACUUAAGCAUACUCCUUUUUUUAUUUAAUGAGUUGAUAUUAAUUAAAUAUCUUUUUUUUUAGAUUUUUGCAAAGGUUUCAUUUACGCCUAAUCCAUAUCGAGUAGACCCUGUCGUUGUGAGAAUUCUUAAUUCAUGAGUUGUAGGGAGGGACUUAUGUCACCACAAACAGAAACUAAAGCAAGUGUUGGAUUUAAAGCUGGUGUUAAGGAUUAUAAAUUGACUUACUACACCCCGGAGUACGAAACCAAGGAUACUGAUAUCUUGGCAGCAUUCCGAGUAACUCCUCAGCUCGGGGUUCCGCCUGAAGAAGCAGGAGCUGCAGUAGCUGCGGAAUCUUCUACUGGUACAUGGACAACUGUUUGGACUGAUGGACUUACCAGUCUUGAUCGUUACAAAGGACGAUGCUAUCACAUCGAGCCCGUUCCUGGGGACCCAGAUCAAUAUAUCUGUUAUGUAGCUUAUCCAUUAGACCUAUUUGAAGAGGGUUCUGUUACUAACAUGUUUACUUCCAUUGUGGGUAACGUAUUUGGUUUCAAAGCCUUACGCGCUCUACGUUUGGAGGAUCUACGAAUUCCCCCUGCUUAUUCAAAAACUUUCCAAGGUCCGCCUCACGGUAUCCAAGUUGAAAGGGAUAAGUUGAACAAGUACGGUCGUCCUUUAUUGGGAUGUACUAUUAAACCAAAAUUGGGAUUAUCCGCAAAAAAUUACGGUAGAGCGUGUUAUGAGUGUCUACGCGGUGGACUUGAUUUUACCAAAGAUGAUGAAAACGUAAACUCACAACCAUUUAUGCGCUGGAGAGACCGUUUUGUCUUUUGUGCCGAAGCAAUUUAUAAAGCACAAGCCGAAACUGGUGAAAUCAAGGGGCAUUACUUGAAUGCGACUGCAGGUACAUGCGAAGAAAUGAUUAAGAGAGCUGUAUUUGCAAGGGAAUUAGGGGUUCCUAUUGUAAUGCAUGACUACUUAACAGGAGGAUUCACCGCAAAUACUACUUUGUCUCAUUAUUGCCGCGACAACGGCCUACUUCUUCACAUUCACCGAGCAAUGCAUGCAGUUAUUGAUAGACAGAAAAAUCAUGGUAUGCAUUUCCGUGUAUUAGCUAAAGCAUUGCGUAUGUCGGGGGGAGAUCAUAUCCACUCCGGUACAGUAGUAGGUAAGUUAGAAGGGGAACGCGAAAUAACUUUAGGUUUUGUUGAUUUAUUGCGCGAUGAUUUUAUUGAAAAAGAUCGUUCUCGCGGUAUCUUUUUCACUCAGGACUGGGUAUCCAUGCCAGGUGUUAUACCGGUGGCUUCUGGGGGUAUUCAUGUUUGGCAUAUGCCAGCUCUGACCGAAAUCUUUGGAGAUGAUUCCGUAUUACAAUUUGGUGGAGGAACUUUAGGACAUCCUUGGGGAAAUGCACCUGGUGCAGCAGCUAAUCGUGUGGCUUUAGAAGCCUGUGUACAAGCUCGUAACGAAGGGCGCGAUCUUGCUCGUGAAGGUAAUGAAAUUAUCAAAGCAGCUUGCAAAUGGAGUGCUGAACUAGCCGCAGCUUGUGAAAUAUGGAAGGAGAUCAAAUUUGAUGGUUUCAAAGCGAUGGAUACCAUAUAAAAUAAAAAAAAGCAAAAUAGAAAGAGAAAAAAUAAGUUAAGAAAUGCAGUAAUUCUUCUUUAUUCCUCUAAUUGAUUGCAAUUCAAUUCGGCUCAAUCUUUUCUAAAAAAAAA
Molecule: messenger RNA, 7217 nt
Organism: Zea mays
Lineage: Eukaryota; Viridiplantae; Streptophyta; Magnoliopsida; Poales; Poaceae
Product: ribulose bisphosphate carboxylase large chain
Exons: 1
Coding region: 5653-7104 (483 amino acids)
Biological process (GO): carbon fixation
Molecular function (GO): magnesium ion binding; ribulose-bisphosphate carboxylase activity
Source: RefSeq, a predicted model, not a curated record